AUGGCUGGCCAUACCGAGGCUGGAAGGGACUCCACUGGGUCCGACUCCCUUCCUGGAGACAAAGGAGUCACUCAACACAUCGAGCAGAUCCAAACAAGAGAUUCUGAGCACGGCCAUGCUGGCUACCUUGGGAAAGAUGGUCUUCGUACCGACAACGAUGAUCAGGAUAUUGGAGGCGCCGAUCGUUGGAUCUGGCUCGUCUUAGCAAAUCUGUUGUCCCUGGCGGCAGUCUGUCCCUUCGUCGGCUCGCUUAGCGAUAUCUUCGGUCGAAGAUACGUCGCCAUUGUCGGCGCAGCCUUCAUAGUGGUUGGCAUGAUCAUCUGCUCCACUGCUCACACCAUGAAUGUCUUCAUCGGCGGCAUGGUCUUCGCAGGCAUUGGUGCUGGUAUUAACGAGCUUACUGCCCUGGCUGCCACAAGUGAGCUUGCUCCUACCGCAAAGAGGGGCAAAGUCAACUCUCAGGGCCUCUCAAAAGCAGAGAUCCUCAAGCAAGUCGACUACGUUGGCGGCCUUCUCAGCGUUAGCGGUAUGAUUCUGUUCAUGGCUGGUUUGCGAGUCAUACUCCUCAUCGCCUUUGGCGUCUGGGAAGCUUACGGUGCCAAAUACCCGAUCAAUGUCUACGGUCAUGAUCCAGUAGGAGUAGGUAUUCGAGGACUCCCGGUCGGUUUCUCCAUCCUGGCAGGCGCUUGCAUCGUUCUCUGGCUUCUCUCGGUAUUCCGUGGGCACAACAAGGUCUUGAUGAUCGUUUCUUCGGUUCUCAUGACAGCUGGCUGUGGAGCCCUGUCGGUCGCUCGUGUGGACAACCUGGGUCAACUCUGGGGAAUCCUUGUGGUCGCAGGACUCGGCAUUGGCGGCAUCGUUGUACCUGCCUCAAUCAUCACUACAAUCAUCUGUCCAGACGACCUUAUUGCUACUGUGGCAGCAUUGACUCUAGCGAUUCGCGUGAUCGGUGGGUCUAUCGGUUAUACCGUUUAUUAUAAUGUUUUUAUAAACAAGUUCGUGCCUUCGGCCACGCACUACAUCGGCGGAACGAUGAUCUUCAAGUUGAACAUCACGAGCCCAGCCGUCAUCAAAGCGGCAAUCGAACUCACAGGCGCGAGUCUGCUGACAGAACUGGAAACACUUCCAGGCAUCAAGGGUGUUCCUGGAGCAUACGAGAUGGUUGUGAUUGCCGGACGCUUGGCAUACGCAGAAGCAUACAAGUAUGUAUACUACGUGUCGAUUGCUUUCGGAGCCGUGUCCAUCAUCGCAGCCUGCUUCCUGGGGGAUAUCAACAACCUCGACACUGGCCCGCUGGUCACCUUCGUAGCAUUCUCGCUCCUCUCGUGCCCGCCCAAUUACCUCUGGCAGUCCUGGAUGGAGUCCACCUUCCCCGGCUACACCUCGCCCGAUGACGCCGGAACCGUAGCAAGCAUCGCUCAACAGCCUCAAGUCAGGAGCGCCCUCGAUGCCGCCGCCCCAACCCUGCAACGCAUCGAAGAGACGGCAAGCCCGGUUUUGCAGAAGGCUUCGGCAGCCACUACCGCUCUCGCGGACAGUGACGCUGUCAAGAAUGCCAGACGCCGCGCUAGCGAAGGCAUCGACACAGUCAAGGCGAAGGCAAAGGAGCUCGAGGCUCGCGCUGGCAUCAACCAGUCACCCAUGAUCAAACCUCCCACUCGCUCCCAGACCUUCAGCACUCCUGAUGGCCAAGCUGUCGACAAGAAUGUUGAUGCCACCUUUGCUCAGCCUCCUGCUUCUCCAAAUCCCAAGGCUUUGAGCAUCAAAAACACUGCCAUCAAAUUCGCUCUGGACCAGACUUUCGGAGCCGCUGUCAACAAUGCCUUGUUCAUCGUCGGCAUUGCUUUCCUGAAGGGCCAGUCUGUCAAAACUGCUUUCUCUGCACUGCAGACUAAGCUCUGGCCUCUUGUUUCCAUCAUCAGCUUCACCCUUGUUCCUUUCGAACACCGUACGGUUUUCGGUGGCGUCAUUGGUGUUGGUUGGGGCGUGUUCCUGAGUCUCAUGGCUAAUGGCAAGUAG
Molecule: messenger RNA, 2019 nt
Organism: Aureobasidium vineae
Lineage: Eukaryota; Fungi; Ascomycota; Dothideomycetes; Dothideales; Saccotheciaceae
Source: the annotation of a GenBank genome assembly